This is a messenger RNA of Engraulis encrasicolus (European anchovy), 3198 nucleotides long. RefSeq names its product phospholipase A1 member A (gene pla1a). NCBI's taxonomy places the organism in Eukaryota, Metazoa, Chordata, Actinopteri, Clupeiformes, Engraulidae. The transcript has 12 exons. The coding region runs from base 550 to 1995 and encodes 481 amino acids. Gene Ontology annotation, molecular function: lipoprotein lipase activity. The record is from RefSeq and is a predicted model, not a curated record. Gene Ontology annotation, biological process: fatty acid biosynthetic process; triglyceride catabolic process.
CAGUGAGCAACCAAAGCAGACAGCCGGACGGGACGGGACGGGCAGGCGAGCCAGCCAGCUGAAACAAAGUAAAUGGUGCUUGUUUGUUUGUCGUGGCUCCCCUGCCGAUGCAUGAUACUCUUCCGACCAGACGACAGGAUGAGUUUGUAUCUCCAGCGGGUCCCUGAAGUGCCGAAGUGUCCUUAAGUGUCUAUUUAUCCAACGUCUGAACUGGGUUUUUUUUUUUCAGACAUCGUGUCUUACAAACCACACCUUUAUUGGGGAGCUGUGUUGUUCACUACACUGUUGGUGGGAGUUGUGCAAGUACUUAAAGUCUGCUGUUACUGCGUUAAGAAGAUUUCAUCACAGUUCCAAGGAAAGGAAGGGAGGGAAGUUGGAAGAGGUUAGAAUCUACUGCCUACAAAAGAAAUGUGUGAGCAACGUCUGUAUAAUUAAAUUAAAUUAGCUUUUGGAGCUGUUGGAAUUUUCUGAAUUUUCCAAAAGAUUUUUUGUUUUAUAUACAGUAAAAGCUUUUUGUGACUUUUUCGUGACAUCAACAUCACCCAUAGAAUGGCCUGGAAACCCAACAAAACAACAGCCGUUCUCUGCUUCGUCUUGGUUUGCAUGUCCACUGUGCUGGCCUCCGAUGCAGAAGAGGUCACUGAAGCUCCCUGGCCUGACUCUUCCGAUCCGCAAGAGGGCACUGCAGCUCCAAGGGUUGAGUGUGAGGACCUCAACAACACGACCUGGAGGGAGUACAGGCAGCAGAGGCCCCGGCUACACGUGCAGUACCUGCUGUUCACGCGCCACAAUGCAGACUGUGCCAGCCUCUUCACGCGCGACUCCCUCAACGAAACGCACUCCACCACACACUUCAACGCUGAGCUGCCCACCAAGGUCAUCGUCCAUGGCUUCAGAGCCAUGGGCAGUAGGCCGUCGUGGGUGCGAUCGCUGGCCCAGGCUCUGCUGCGUGUGGAGGAGGUGAACGUGCUGGUGGUGGACUGGGUUUACAGCGCCUCCUUCGCCUACAACCGCGUGGUGGAGAACUAUAAGGAGGUGGCCCUGGACAUCUCAGGCAUGGUCCAGCACCUCGUAAACCAUGGGAGUACUCUAGACACGCUCCACUUCAUUGGGGUGAGCCUCGGUGCACAUGUGGCCGGGUUUGUGGGGACCCUAUUCGAGGGGAAGCUGGGCAGAAUCACAGCCCUGGAUCCAGCAGGCCCCAUGUUCAAAGGCAACGAUAUCUAUGACCGGCUGGACCCCUCCGACGCCCAGUUUGUUGAAGCCAUCCACACAGAUGCCGACUAUUUCGGCAUCUCCAUUCCCGUUGGGCACGUGGACUUCUUCCUCAAUGGAGGUAUGGAUCAGACUGGAUGCGCGCGCUCAAGAUUCGCAUCAAUGUAUGGCUAUGUGAUCUGUGACCACAUGAGGGCGCUGCAUGUCUACAUAAGCGCACUGAACGGAACCUGCUCCUUGACGGGCUUCCCGUGUUCCAGCUAUGAGCGGUUUCUAGCAGGACAGUGCUUUGACUGUUCCAGUCCUUUUGGCGGGACCUGCCCUCGCAUCGGUUUGAUGGUGAACAGUGGGCUGGUCAUACACCCCCUCCCACAACAGCAGAAGGUCUUCCUCCUCACCACCUCUACUCCUCCAUUCUGUGCGCAUCACAUCCUGGUGGAGGUGGAGGUGAGUCCGCUGACGAAGAGCGCAGAGCUGCAGGUGGGCCUCCAGACAGUAGGGGGAGCUGUGCCCGUGACCGUGAACACCUUCCAGCUUCACACCAAGGAGACGCGGUACUGGCGUGUGUUUGGCCAUGGUGAGGUGCUGUGCCGGGUGGACUCGCUGCGUCUGAAGAGUACGGGGGCGCGCAUAUUCAGGCAGGGGGACAUGCACAUCGUCUCCGUCUGCAUCUCAGAGUUCCCCUACCACAACGACAGAAGGCCAGUGUGUGUGAGGAACAUCAACCUGGACAGAGGGGUGGCCUGGACGCAUGACUUUAUACAGGUGUGUGACAGCUAGUGACAUUACAGAUCACCAGCCUGCACACACACACGUUUGUUAUUCUGAAGAACACACACACACACACACACACACACACACACACACUGUAAUAUGUGUGUACGCACACACGCACACAUAAACACACACACAGUGUAUAUAAACACACAUAGCGAGACCCACACAUCGCACAUUUUUACAUAGUGUCAUAAACAUCCUAAGACACACAUACAGACACACAGGCGUGCGUAGAGGCAGUGUUAAAAACACAUUAAGGCAAGCCCCAUGAACACAUCCGUCACGAUAACAUACACAGCCAAUGUAGUGGUAUAAACACUAAAGUGCACACACACUCAGUCACGCACGCACGCGCACACACACACACACACACACACACACACACACACACACACACACACACACACACACACACACACACACACACACACACACACACACACACACAAGAAUCCAAACACCAAAGUACAAACACACAUAUUACCUACAGAUCUAAAUUCAAAAUUGAAACACUACACCCUACACACAUAUAAACAGGCAGGCUGCAGCACGUAUCCAUGCACACAAACACGCACACAAACACGCGUGCACACGCACACGCACGCACACACACACACACUCUUACAAAAGAACAUACAGUAUUUGCUGGAGCUGUUGUAAUUCAUAUCCUGUUUUAGCCAUAAAACAGACACUGGCUUUAUUUUCUUUGCACUAUGCGAGCUUAGCUAAACAAAUAGCACAUUGCACUCAACUUGGCUUUGGAAACCGAAUUACAAGGAAAAUCUGGAUUAUCUGCAUGCUUUCCUUGCUCAAACACUCUCACACACACACACACACACACACACACACACACACACACACACACACACACACACACACACACACACACACACACACACAGUAAAGGAAGGAGGGAGGAAUAACUCACACGCACGCACACACACACACACACACACACACACACACACACACACACACACACACACACACACACACACACACACACACACACACACACACACACACACACACACACAAAGAGCUCACCAAAGCUGUGUCAACCACAGUCACAGUGUUCUAUGGCAGGGCAUUUUUAGCUCUACCCUCAAGACUCUGUUUCCUCUCUGUCACAGACAAGAAACUGUCGCAGUAUCACGCCAUUCACUAUAACUAACUCAUCCAGUACAGCUUCUUCCCAUGCCAUGC